Messenger RNA from Sesamum indicum (sesame), 6501 nucleotides. RefSeq names its product glucan synthase-like 7 (gene CALS7). NCBI's taxonomy places the organism in Eukaryota, Viridiplantae, Streptophyta, Magnoliopsida, Lamiales, Pedaliaceae. Gene Ontology annotation, cellular component: plasma membrane; 1,3-beta-D-glucan synthase complex. Gene Ontology annotation, biological process: (1->3)-beta-D-glucan biosynthetic process. The record is from RefSeq and is a predicted model, not a curated record. Gene Ontology annotation, molecular function: 1,3-beta-D-glucan synthase activity.
GGCCGCGGGCGGCGGGAACAGAACAGUCUAUGAUAGAUACAGUAAUCCUCGGCAAGUCUUCCUCGUCAAAGGUGCUCGUCUGAAGCAAAGCAAAGUGCGCUCUGAUUUCUCAAUAAACUACCCAUAAAGUGAUUGAUAUUCACACAAACACACACACACACAAUCUCACUGUAGCAGCAAAAGCGUCCCAUUUUCUUCACAACAUCCAAACAAUUACUCACACACUAAAAAGCAAAGCAAACACCAAAAAGCGCUCAUCAGCAAUCAGACAGCAGAUGAAGAUUUUUCAAUUCUCAGAACCCACAUUCUUUUCUUCCUCCCAGAGAAACCAAAAGGAAAAAGAAGGGGGGAAAAAAUAAAGAUUUGCCCCACUUCUUCAUCAAAGUAUCUUCCUUAUGUAUCUUUAUCUUUAUAUAUACAUAUAUAUAUAGUCUGAUAACGAUGUUCAUUUACGCUUUCCCAAGUGAAACUCUGCUGGGAAACCUUCGGAAGGAAAAGGGUUUUGGUGGUUGUGGCGAUUUUUUGUGUUUCAGGGAAACAAGAAAAGGAGGAAAGAUCAGGGUGUGGUGUGGCUGUAGUGGAAGGAGAGUGGUGUUAGCAUGGCGAGUUCGAGUGGGACCAAGGAUGGAGUGGGCCCACCAAGAUCGUUGUCGAGGAGGAUGACGAGGGCGCCGACAAUGUUGGACCCAGCCGACGACAGCGCCGCCGUGGACAGUGAGCUGGUGCCAUCGUCGUUGGCUUCCAUUGCUCCCAUCCUCCGUGUGGCCAAUGAAGUUGAGAAGGAAAACCCGCGGGUUGCUUAUUUAUGUCGCUUCCACGCAUUUGAGAAAGCGCAUCGGAUGGAUCCGACAUCAAGUGGACGGGGUGUUCGGCAGUUUAAGACGUAUUUACUACACAGACUUGAAAGGGAAGAAGAAGAAACCAAACCCAUUCUUGCAAAAAAUGAUCCUAGAGAAAUCCAGAAAUAUUAUCAGAUGUUCUAUGAGAAAAACAUCAGAGAGGGGCAAUAUACCAAAAAACCGGAGGAGAUGGCUAAGAUCUAUCAGAUUGCAACUGUGUUGUAUGAUGUGCUGAGGACGGUAGUACCUUCAUCAAAAGUAGAUGAUGAGACGCAAAGAUAUGCCAAAGAUGUUGAGGAGAAAAAGGAACAAUAUGAGCAUUACAACAUUCUCCCCUUAUAUGCCAUUGGUGUUAAACCAGCAAUCAUGGAACUCCCUGAGAUAAAAGCAGCACUUCGAGCUAUUCGUAAUGUAGAUAAUCUUCCCUCAUUUCAUAUGCCUGAAGGAAAGGAGAGACCAGUUAAUGAUAUUCUUGAAUGGCUAGCUUUGCGCUUUGGUUUCCAGAAAGGAAAUGUAGCGAAUCAGCGGGAGCACUUGAUUUUGCUUCUUGCUAAUAUGGAUGUAAGGAAAAAGAAUCUUCAGGAGUAUGAGCAUUUGGAUAGCAAUACUGUUCAGAAACUGAUGGACAAAAUUUUCAAAAAUUAUCAGUCAUGGUGUAAAUACUUGCAUUGUACACCAAAUCUGGAGUGUCCAUGGGGUGAUAGGAGGCAACAGUCGCAGCUUCUUUACAUUGCACUUUAUCUCCUUAUAUGGGGUGAAGCUUCAAACAUUCGAUUUAUGCCAGAGUGCCUAUGCUAUAUUUUUCACCAUAUGGCAAAUGAGAUGUAUGGAACUUUGUUUGGGAAUGUCCAAUAUGUUACUGGAGGUACAUAUCAAACAGAACCACGAGAGGAAUCCUUUCUGAAGGAUGUUGUGACACCAAUUUAUGAGGUUAUGCAAAAGGAAGCCAGAAGAAACAAAAGCGGGAAAGCAAGCCAUUCCGCAUGGAGAAACUAUGAUGAUCUUAAUGAAUACUUUUGGAAUGAGAAGUGUUUUAAGUUGGGGUGGCCUAUGGAUCGGAAAGCUGAUUUUUUCGUGCAUUCAGAUGUCAUAAAGCCAGCAAAUAAGGGAAACAACCAGGCCGUAGGAAACAGAAAACCAAAGACAAAUUUCGUCGAAGUGCGUACGUUUUUGCACCUUUAUAGGGAUUUCGACAGAAUGUGGAUCUUUUUUAUAUUGGCUCUCCAGGCUAUGAUAAUCAUUGCAUGGCAUCAACGUGUGUACCCAAAUGUUCCUUUUGAUGACGAUUUAGUUCGAAGUGUAUUGAGCAUCUUCAUCACAGCUGCCAUUUUGAAUUUUUGCCGAGCUUUCUUGGAUAUAGUUCUAAGUUUUAAUGCCUGGAGGAGCCUGAAGUUUGGCCAGAUACUCCGGUAUCUCCUGAAAUUUGCAGCUGCUGCAUUUUGGCUUGUAGUCAUGCCAGUGACAUAUUCCAGAUCUUUUCAGAAUCCAAGUGGGAUAUUGAGAUUCUUCAAUAGUUUGGGGGCAGAUUGGCAGACACAAUCAUUGUAUAAUUACUUAGUUGCAAUUUAUUUGGUACCUAAUGUAUUAGCUGCCCUGCUAUUUCUGUUCCCUUUCCUGCGGAGAACCAUGGAACGUUCAAAUUGGCGUAUUAUAACCAUUCUAAUGUGGUGGGCUCAGCCAAAGUUGUAUGUUGGAAGAGGAAUGCAUGAAGAUAUGUUCUCCCUUCUAAAGUACACACUCUUUUGGCUUACUCUGCUAAUAAGCAAGCUAGCAUUCAGCUAUUAUGUUGAGAUAUUACCAUUAAUUGACCCAACAAGGUCAAUCAUGAGUCUCACUGUCAGUGGCUAUGAUUGGCAUGAACUCUUUCCACAAGUUCCCCAUAACAUUCCUCUUGUUAUUGCUAUAUGGAGUCCAAUUGUGCUGGUCUAUUUCAUGGAUACACAAAUAUGGUAUGCUAUCUUCUCAACUGUUGUUGGUGGGAUCUAUGGAGCAUUCAGCCACCUUGGAGAGAUAAGAACGCUUGGCAUGUUAAGGGCGAGAUUUGAAUCUGUUCCUUCAGCUUUCAGUAAGCGUCUUGUUCCAUAUUCCAAAGAUGAAAACAGACGGCAUCAGCGGGAUGAUACAUUGGAAAGAAUAAACAUUGCAAAGUUCUCUCAGAUGUGGAAUGAGUUCAUAUUGUCUAUGAGAAAUGAAGAUCUAAUAAACCAUUGGGAGAAAAAUCUGCUUCUUGUGCCAUAUUCAUCAGGUGAUGUCUCUGUUGUCCAGUGGCCUCCUUUCUUACUCGCUAGUAAGAUUCCAAUAGCAUUGGAUAUGGCAAAAGAUUUCAAGGAGAGGGAUGACGCUGAUCUAUUCAGGAAAAUUAAGAAUGAUGAUUUCAUGCAUUUUGCUAUAAUUGAAUGCUAUGAGACACUGAGAGAUGUGCUACUGGGCCUUCUGUUAGAUGAUGGGGACAAGAAAAUUAUUUGGCAAAUAUGCUAUGAAGUGGAGAACAGCAUCCAGCAACGAAGAUUCUUGAGGGAUUUUAAGAUGAGUGGGCUGCCUCUGUUAAGUGAUAAAUUAGACAAAUUUCUUAACCUUCUCAUGGCUGAUUACGAGGAUGCUCAGUUAUAUCGAUCUCAGAUCAUAAACAAACUUCAGGAUAUUAUAGAGAUUAUUAUUCAAGAUGUAAUGACUAAUGGCCAUGAGGUUUUGGAAAAAACCCAUACAUUCCAUCAAGAUGACAAAAGAGAGCAGAAGUUUGAAAGGGUAAACAUUGAUCUCUCACAAAGCAGGUCCUGGAUGGAAAAGGUUGUCCGGCUUCAUUUGCUUUUGACUGUAAAAGAAUCAGCAAUCAAUGUGCCCACAAAUUUAGAAGCUCGUCGGCGCAUUACUUUCUUUGCAAACUCUUUGUUUAUGACCAUGCCUAGUGCUCCCAAAGUUCGGAACAUGAUUUCCUUUAGUGUUUUGACACCAUACUAUAGAGAACCCGUUCUUUAUUCAACGGAGGAGCUUAACAAAGAAAAUGAGGAUGGUAUCACAACCCUAUUCUAUCUUCAGAAGAUAUAUCCUGAUGAAUGGAAAAAUUACGAAGAGCGGAUCCGAGAUCCCAAACUCGGUUAUGCUAACAAAGAUCGGUCAGAAUUAGAUCGCCAAUGGGUGUCUUACAGGGGUCAGACACUUGCUCGGACAGUGAGAGGCAUGAUGUACUACCGGGAGACUUUGGAACUCCAAUGCUUUUUGGAUUUUGCUGAUGAUAAUGCUAUAUUUGGUGGAUAUCGUGCUAUUGACAUAAAUCAUAGAGACUACAGAACUCUCAAGGAACAGGCACAAGCGCUAGCAGAUCUGAAGUUCACUUAUGUUGUGUCCUGUCAGCUUUAUGGUGCUCAGAAGAAGUCUAGUGAUGCGCAAGACAGGAGUUGUUAUGUUAAUAUUCUGAAUCUUAUGUUGACGUAUCCAUCUCUACGUGUUGCUUAUAUCGAUGAAAGGGAGGAGACAGUUAAUGGAAAAGCCGAGAAGGUUUAUUAUUCUGUUUUGGUCAAGGGAGGGGAGAAGUUGGAUGAGGAAAUAUAUCGUAUCAAGCUUCCAGGUCCUCCAACAGAAAUUGGUGAAGGGAAACCUGAGAAUCAAAAUCAUGCUAUCAUUUUCACCCGUGGAGAAGCCUUGCAAACCAUCGACAUGAAUCAGGAUAAUUAUUUUGAGGAAGCUUUCAAGAUGCGCAAUGUCUUGGAGGAAUUUUUAAAAACUCAUCAUGGACAACGAACACCAACAAUAUUGGGACUAAGGGAGCACAUUUUCACAGGAAGUGUUUCUUCACUUGCUUGGUUCAUGUCCAAUCAAGAAACUAGUUUUGUGACAAUUGGACAAAGAAUUUUGGCAAAUCCUUUAAGGGUAAGGUUCCACUACGGCCAUCCUGAUAUUUUUGAUAGACUCUUUCAUUUGACAAGAGGGGGUAUAAGCAAAGCUUCAAAAACAAUCAACUUGAGUGAAGACAUCUUUUCUGGUUACAAUUCAACACUACGAGGGGGCUACGUAACACAUCAUGAAUAUAUCCAAGUAGGCAAGGGAAGAGAUGUUGGUAUGAAUCAGAUAUCUCUCUUUGAGGCAAAGGUUGCAAAUGGCAAUGGAGAACAGACGCUUAGCCGAGAUGUCUAUCGACUUGGACGUCGAUUUGAUUUCUACAGAAUGUUGUCCUUCUACUUCACCACGGUUGGCUUUUACUUCAGUAGCAUGGUUACUGUGCUUACUGUAUACGUGUUCUUGUAUGGACGACUAUACAUGGUCUUGAGUGGGUUGGAAAGACGAAUUCUUGACGAUCCAUCUAUCCGUCAGAGUAGAGCUCUUGAGGAAGCUUUGGCUACCCAGUCAUUCUUUCAACUAGGCUUCUUACUUGUGCUACCCAUGGUGAUGGAGAUUGGCCUCGAAAGAGGAUUCCGCAGUGCUAUCGGUGAUUUUAUUGUUAUGCAGCUCCAAUUGGCAUCUGUGUUCUUUACAUUUCAGCUGGGAACGAAAGCCCAUUACUAUGGUAGAACAAUAUUACACGGAGGUUCCAAAUACCGAGCUACAGGUCGUGGUUUUGUUGUUUUUCAUGCCAAGUUUGCCGAUAAUUACAGAAUGUAUUCUCGUAGUCAUUUUGUAAAAGGGUUAGAGCUUUUCAUGCUGUUGAUUGUUUAUGAGGUCUACGGCCACUCCUACCGUAGUUCGUCACUCUACUUCUUCAUUACUUUUUCAAUGUGGUUCCUCGUCGCUUCCUGGUUAUUUGCUCCUUUUGUUUUCAAUCCAUCUGGAUUCGAGUGGCAAAAAACAGUGGAUGAUUGGUCGGACUGGAAGAGGUGGAUGGGGAACCGUGGCGGCAUUGGGAUUGCACAUGAUAAAAGUUGGGAAUCCUGGUGGAAUGAAGAACAGGAACACUUGAAACAUACAAAUGUAAGGGGUAGAGUGCUGGAAAUUAUCCUUGCAUUUCGCUUUUUCAUCUACCAAUAUGGGAUUGUCUAUCAACUUAAGAUAUCACAUGGCCACAAAGAAAUCCUGGUUUACGGACUGUCUUGGUUUGUUAUGGCAACCGUACUUCUCGUUUUAAAGAUGGUGUCGAUGGGAAGACGAAAAUUCGGUACCGACUUUCAGCUUAUGUUCAGGAUUCUAAAAGCACUGUUGUUCCUCGGAUUUGUAUCAGUCAUGACGGUACUGUUUGUUGUCGGUGGUCUUGCUGUUAGUGAUCUAUUUGCUGCUAUCUUGGCCUUCAUGCCCACCGGAUGGGCCCUUAUUCUGAUUGCACAAGCAUGCAGACCUUGUUUGAAGGGUAUCGGAAUCUGGGAUUCAGUGAUGGAGUUGUCAAGAGCGUACGAAGCCAUAAUGGGACUCAUUGUGUUCAUGCCCAUUGUCGUGUUAUCUUGGUUCCCGUUCGUCUCAGAAUUCCAAACCCGACUGCUCUUUAACCAGGCAUUCAGUAGGGGGCUCCAGAUUUUCCAGAAAUUCACAGUUGUCACCGCCCCAAAAGACCGAUCGAUGUUUAGGUGAAAAUAGUAGAUAGUCACACAAUAUUUAUAGCAGAUUGGCAAGAUUUUUGGUUUUGUACAUGCAGUUCACUUCUUCUAUGUGUAUGCCGGGAGGCCGGAGCUCUGUAGCGUUAAAACCGGCAGCAGCUGGAGCUCUUUUUACACACGGAAUGAUUCUCUUAACAAAAUUA